CCUCUCUCUCUCUCUCACUUUCAUUUCUCAUCGAUCCGCCACUAAAUGCUCUUUUCCCAGUCUCCUCUCAUCGCUCUUCCUUUUUUUUUUUCUUUUUUUUUUUAAGCUCUGAUCCAUCUCGUUUACACCACCAUUUUUAAUGCACUUUCUUUGUCAUUACCCAAAAGAAAGGAAAAAAAAAUCCCAAAAAAUUCAUAAUUUUGAUUAAUUUCAUACCAAUCUCUCUGAAAACUAAAGGACAAGAAUAAAAGCAUUUGGCUUAACAAUUUAUGUCUUUUUUCCAAUUUUUCAAUUUAAUAUUUCAUGGCAGCUGCGGCAGGCACAACGACAACUACUAGUAGUACUAACAUUACGCACUUCAAUUCCCACACAACCCCCUCCAAAACCAAAACCAAACGCCGUAGGCACCGCGACUCCACCACCCUAUCUUCCCAAACCGCCGCCACAGCACUCAACCCGCCUCGAAAACUCGGCCCGCCCACCAUUGUCUCCCCCGAUAACUCCUGGUGCUGUUUCGCCUCGAAAGACUCGAAACCCAUCUCCGCCCAGCCACGCCAGGCGCAACCCAUUAACCCGGAACAUAAACCCGAUCCGGUUCAGUAUUACCCAUCUGGGAAAUCGCCUUCUUCUUCGCCGUCCUCGUUCCGGAUCCGAUUCGCCCCGGGUAGUCGCUCUCCGGUCAUGGAUUUUAGUCCGGCGUUGACAAAUGGCCAUUCUGGUCAAAACGAUUCGUUUAAUUCCAGCUUCAGCAGGUUCAAUUCAAUGCUCACGGCUGGGUUAUUGAACCCCAUGUCGCCGCCGCCGCCGCAAUCCGACAAGACGAACCGGUCCAGCCCGACCCUUUUCGAAAUGAUGGCUAGCGAACCCGAAAUGGCCCAACCCAGAGCCCAGAUCCACCAGAACGGCGUCGGGUCGGCAAGCGGGCGCAAAACCCAUGUGGGUUUCGUUCAGGACAAGCAGGCGUUGAUGAUGCAGCGGGUCUCACAUCUUCUGACGGGGAAUCGGAGCCCAGGGAACCAGUUCAAUGACCCGUCGAGCAGUGACAUUAAGCUCACUCUGAGCUCCAAAGAUGGGUUCAGUGUGUCGAUGAAUGUACACCGUCAGAUUCUGGUCGCGCACAGUCGGUUCUUCGCGGUGAAGUUGUCGGAGAGGUGGGUCAAGCAGCAGAGAACGGCGCCAUCGUCGUCUCCGCCGUACAAUGUGGAGAUUGCGGAUUGUGAUGACGUGGAGGUUUAUAUCGAGGCCUUGAGGUUGAUGUACUGUAAGGAUCUGAGGAGGAGGCUGAUGAAGGAGGAUGUCCCUAAAGUGCUUGGAAUUUUGAAGGUUUCGGCAGCAAUUGGAUUCGAUGCCGGUGUUUUAUCUUGUUUAGAAUACUUAGAAGCUGCCCCAUGGGCUGAGGAUGAAGAGGAGAAGGUGGCAUCACUGAUGUUUGAGCUUCGCCUUGAAGGCGUUGGAGCUGGGGAAGUACUCAAGAGGGUCUCUGUGGAAGUUGCCAAUGGGACUGAAGUGGGUAAUGACAACGAAGAAGUUCUUAUAAAGCUUCUGCAUGUGGUUCUUGAAGGCAAAGACGAAAAGGCAAGACGCGAGAUGAAAGGAUUGGUGUUGAAGAUGCUUCGUGAGAAUUCAUCUCAUAAUGAUCUCCGGAAAGAGUCCUUGUACUCGGCUUGUGAUGGGUGUUUGCAAUUGCUUCGCCACCAUUUUUCUCGGGCAGCAGAGUCAGACUUGCAAGAUGUGGGUCAGAUUGCGAGGCAAGCAGAUAAUUUGCAUUGGAUUUUGGAUAUUUUGAUUGACAGACAAAUGGCUGAAGAUUUCUUGACAACAUGGGCAUCCCAAACUGAAUUGUCUGAGGUGCAUUCUAAAGUGGCUGCAGUUCAUAGAUACGAGAUUAGCAGAGUUACUGCUCGUCUCUUUGUCGGGCUGGGAAAGGGGCAGCUAUUGGUUUCCAAGGAUGUGAGGUUCUUGCUUUUGCGUACAUGGUUGGUCCCGUUUUACGAUGAUUUUGCCUGGAUGAAAAGGGCUUCGAAAGGCCUGGAUAGGCACUCAAUUGAGGAUGGUCUAAGCAACACAAUCCUGACCCUGCCAUUAGCAUGGCAGCAAGAAAUUUUGCUGGCUUGGUUUAAUCGGUUCUUGAACUCAGGUGAAGAUUGCCCCAAUAUACAAAGAGGAUUUGAAGUUUGGUGGAGGAGGGCCUUUUGGAAGCGGAAUGGUGACCAGGAAAGACCACGGCCGUUACGAAUUACAACCGCAACCAUUGAAAACUCAUAGAAAUCAAUAACUACACAAUGCCGGGAUAAUGGUGCUCUCGAGUCUGUCUCUUGUUCUCUCUUUACCUUGUUCGGAUGGCUAUACUCUCAUUUGUUCUUAAUUGGUUGUCUUUUGAUCUUCUUAAUUUCGGGACCAAGGCCGGAAGCCCCUUGUGGAGUAGUUGGCUUUCAGAUUGGUGCACGAUGUAAUAGUUUGACUGGAUGUACCUAGGUUUAGUUUGGGAAGAUGAUCAGACAUAUUGGUGCAGUGUUCAUAGUGUUUUGGGA
This is a messenger RNA of Pyrus x bretschneideri (Chinese white pear), 2531 nucleotides long. RefSeq names its product BTB/POZ domain-containing protein At1g63850-like. The record is from RefSeq and is a predicted model, not a curated record. The transcript is spliced from 2 exons. Lineage: Eukaryota; Viridiplantae; Streptophyta; Magnoliopsida; Rosales; Rosaceae. Bases 304 to 2265 code for a protein of 653 amino acids. Gene Ontology annotation, molecular function: protein binding.